AUGUUUGAAACAGAUUUUGGAUCAGAGGUACGCAACAUCUGUGCUGCUUACAAAUUCAAAGUCACUAAACAAGAAGGGACCUUAUGGUGGCAUGCACACACAUCAUAUAUGCGAGCCACCGUGUACGGUGCUCUCAUUAUCCGUCCAAGGAUAGGCCGAAAAUACCCGUUCCCUAAACCAUAUAGAGAAGUCCCAAUUAUGAUAGGCGAGUGGUGGAAUGCCAACGUGAUGGAUGUAGAGCGGAUAGGUAUGUCAACCGGUGGUGUCCCAAAUAUCUAUGAUGCAUACUCCAUCAACGGUCUCCUUGGUGAUCUUUACCCGUGUUCUAAAAAACAUACAUAUAAGUUGAAGGUGACACCUGGAAAAACUUAUCUUCUUCGGAUCAUCAACGCUGCACUCAAUUCUCAACAUUUCUUCAAGAUCGCAAAUCACAAGUUUACAGUCGUCGCUAUUGAUGCCAGUUACACAGAACCUUACCGCACAAGCAUAGUCGUAAUAGCUCCAGGCCAAACAAUGGACGUUUUGAUGGAGACUAAUAAACCCAUGGCAGAUUAUUACAUGGCAGCUCGUCCACAUAAUAGCGUAGCAGUAGCUGGUCCGUUUUCCGACGACACAAUCACCACCGGAAUAGUCCACUACAUCGGUGGCCCAACCAAAAAUUCAACAGCCAAAAUGCCAAUCCUACCAGCCUUGAAUGACACCGCAACAACUCACAAAUUCUACACCAAUCUGACAGGUUUAACAACCUCGCGGUUCUUCGUUCCGGUUCCGCGUCACCCGGAUGAGAAAAUGUUCAUAACCUUUGGACUGGGAAUCAGCGUCUGCGGAACACCAAAUGGUUGUAUCAACAGUCCAUUCAGACCUAUGAUUUCAUUCGCCGCCAGUAUGAAUAACCACUCGUUCGAGCUCCCUACCAGUACGUCGAUGUUGGAAGCGUUUGCUAAUGGCGUAAAAGGAGUUUACACAGAAGAUUUUCCUGACCAUCCACCACUGAAAUUUGAUUACACAAAGGCUAACCUGAGCAGUUCGCUGUGGAUGACCGAGAAAAGCACGCGGGUUAAGAAAGUGAAGUUCAAUUCGAUAGUCGAGAUUGUGCUUCAGAACACAGCCUUGCUUACUCCUGAGAAUCACCCAAUGCAUCUUCAUGGUUUCAAUUUCCAUGUUUUGGCUCAAGGGUUUGGGAAUUACAAUAGCAAGAAAGAUAUGAAGAAAUUCAACUUUUUUAACCCACAUGAAAGAAAUACGAUCGCUGUUCCGACUGGUGGAUGGGCUGUUAUCAGAUUCCGAGCAAAUAAUCUAGGUGUAUGGAUGAUGCAUUGCCACUUGGAUGUUCAUAUGCCGCUUGGUCUUGCAAUGGCAUUCGUUGUCGAAAAUGGACCAACACUGUCGACCAGGCUCCCUCCACCGCCGGCAGAUCUUCCUCGUUGUUGAUAGUUUUUCUUUUUUAAUUCGAUAUUCGGAAGCUGU
This is a messenger RNA of Papaver somniferum (opium poppy), 1467 nucleotides long. Its product is annotated as laccase-7-like. Gene Ontology annotation, cellular component: apoplast. The record is from RefSeq and is a predicted model, not a curated record. NCBI's taxonomy places the organism in Eukaryota, Viridiplantae, Streptophyta, Magnoliopsida, Ranunculales, Papaveraceae. The transcript has 4 exons. Gene Ontology annotation, molecular function: copper ion binding; hydroquinone:oxygen oxidoreductase activity. Gene Ontology annotation, biological process: lignin catabolic process. The coding region runs from base 1 to 1431 and encodes 476 amino acids.